AUGGAUCGGAACGAGCAGGCCGAGGCGGCGCGGCGCGACGAGGGGCGAGAAGAUCGAUUCGGCGAAUACGAAGAGCGCGAGGAGAGCGGGGAGAGCGGGGAGAGCGGGGACGAGGGGACAGAGAAGAUCGUGGCGGAAGCAGGGGAGAAAGGGGAGGAAGCGGGUGGGGAAGGGGAGGAGGUUGAGGAGGAGGAGGAGGAGGAGGAGGAGGAGGAGGAGGAGGAGGAGGAGGAAAAGGUGGAUUAUGGAGAAGACGAGAUUGAUAGAGAGGAAUACGAGGGGGAGGGUAAGGAGGAGCGGGAGGGGGGAAAUGGCCGAAAUGCAGAAAAGACGAGGGAAGAGGGGGCGGGUAAAGAGGAGGAGGAGGAAGAGGAAGGGAAGGAGGCGGAGGAGGGGGAAGAGGAGGAGUCGGAUGAGGAGAGUGAGGAGGGGGAAGAGGUGUGGGAGGGAAGGGAGCAGUCAAAGUCAGUGCAGGAGGGGGGUGAUGGAUGGAUGGAUGAAGAUGGCGAGGAGGAAGAAGAGGAGGAGGAAGAAGAGGAGGAGGGGGAGGAUGUGGAGGAGGAGGAGGAGGACGACGAGGAAGAAGAGGAAGAAGAAGAGGAGGAAGAAGAGGAGGACGGGGAGGGGGAGGAGUUGAUGGAGGCGGAGAGGGCAGUGAGGGAGAGGGAGGUGAGGGGCGUGCGGGUGGAGGGCUUCCGUGUGGUGCGCCGCUCGGGCACUCGCCUGCACUUCUGCGCCAAGUGCCACUUCCCCAUCGCCUCCUACGGCCGCCUUGUAACCUCUCCCCACUGCCUCGCGCACCUCACCUCCCCCCACUGCCUCGCGCACCUCACCUCCCCCCACUGCCUCGCGCACCUCACCUCCCCCCACUGCCUCGCGCACCUCUCCCCACUGCCUCACGCACCCCUCCUCUUUCACCUCCGCACCCCCCCUCCUUCACCUCUGCACCCCUCCUCUUUCACCUCCGCACCCCCCCUCCUUCACCUCUGCACCCCUCCUCUUUCACCUCCGCACCCCCCCUCUUUCACCUCUGCACCCCCCCUCUUUCACCUCUGCACCCCUCCUCUUUCACCUCCGCACCCCUCCUCUUUCACCUCCGCACCGCUCCUCUUUCACCUCCGCACCCCUCCUCCUUCACCUCUGCACCCCUCCUCUUUCACCUCCGCACCCCCCCUCCUUCACCUCUGCACCCCUCCUCUUUCACCUCCGCACCCCCCCUCUUUCACCUCUGCACCCCCCCUCUUUCACCUCUGCACCCCUCCUCUUUCACCUCCGCACCCCUCCUCUUUCACCUCCGCACCCCUCCUCUUUCACCUCCGCACCGCUCCUCUUUCACCUCCGCACCCCUCCUCUUUCACCUCCGCACCCCUCCUCUUUCACCUCCGCACCCCUCCUCUUUCACCUCUGCACCCCUCCUCUUUUGCCUCCGCAACCCCCCUCUUUCACCUCCACGUUCCCUCCUCAUUCUCCUCUCUCCCACUCCCUUCUGAGCUAGGCAUGAGCACGGCACCCUCUACAUCUGCGCUGCACCCAACUUCUACACCUUGUUCCUUUGCCCCCCAUGCCCAUCCGCACUCUUAUUUCUCCCUCCCUCCCUCCCUCGCUCCGUCCCUCAUUCCCUCUCUCCCUCCCACCAGGUGCCUGGCGCCUAUCACAGCAGUGCACCCUGUCUCCGCGUACCAAGGAGGCCUCUACAUCUGCGCCGCCCCCAACUGCUUCCUCUCCUUCCCCCGCCUCUCUCUCCUCUCCUCCCACACCCGCUCCGCCCACCCAUCGAUCGCCCCCCACCCCUCCCGCCCCCACCUCCUCCUCCCCACUCCUCCCUCACUCACUCCCGCCACCUCGCCUGAAAGUAUAUGCGCGAUGGGAGGGGCGGAGGGAGGGGAGGAGGGGCAUGAAGAGGGGUGGCAUGGGCAGGGCUUUGGGCGGUCAGUGUUGGCGGAUGGGGGAGGGAAGGCAGUCGCAGUGGCAGGGGCGACAGCAGGGCUAGCAGGAGCAGCAGCGAUGGCAGCGGCAGUAGCAGCCGGAGCAGCAGGAGCGGGAUCAACAGGAGGAGCAGGAGCAGGGGGAGGAGGGGGAGGUUCAGGUGGAGUGGUUGGGGGGUCUGGGCCGAGUAGAGCAGGUGCAACUGCUGGGGUCCCUGCGAGUCCCUCUGGCGGUGUUGCUGGUGGGAGGCUGGGCGGAGGAAAGGCAGGAGGGGGCGGAGGAAUAGCAAGGGGAGGAGGGGGUGGGGGAGCCGGGGGUGGUGAAAGGGGAGCAGUGGGGGCAGUGGGGUCAGGUGCGGCUGGUGGAAGCACACUCAGUGCAGGGCGGGCAUCCCCCACUGCUGCUCCCCUUCCCCCUUCACCUGCUGCCCUCAGGCCCUCCGCUUCCCCCCACGCCCCACCUGCUUCCCCACACGCCCCAGCCUCCCUCCCCCCUCCCCUCCCGCCGCCCGCGCGCCAGCCACCCCUCCCUCUGCACUCUGCUGCGCCCCCUCUUCCCUCUCCUCCAGAAUCUGCUCGUUCAGGCAGCUUUGCCCCGCUUGCACCCUCAUUGUCUCCCAUGCAGCUGCAGCAGCAGCAGCAGCAGCAGCAGCAGCAGCAACAACAGCAGAAGCACCCUCCACUUCCGCCUCCCCCUUCAUCCCUCCCCUCCUGCCCCCUUCCACCUCCCUCACUCGCUCCCUCAAACCUCCCCUCCCAACCCAACCCUCCUCCUGUCCCCCGCCCCCCUACCCUCCCUCAACCUCCCCUUCCACUGUCUGCUCCUCCUGCCUCCCCUUCCUCUACCUUCUUCUCUUCGCACACCCACUCUCCAUCCCACCCUCCUCUCCCUCCCAGCAGCAGUGCAUUCCAAUCCACUCCCCCUAAUCCUCCUCAUUCUGGCUUUCCUUCUCCCUCUCUCAAUCGUCCUCCUCUCCCUCCACCUCCCACCCCUUCCACCCCUCCCAACCCCCCUCAAUCCACCCGUCAACCUCCCCUCCCUCCUCACUUCCCUUCCGCGCCCUCAUCUCUCCCACCCCAAUUCUCCUCUCCCCCUGCCCCUGCUCGCCCCCCCACUAUGCCCCCUCUCCCUGCCAACUACCUGCCUGCCACACCACCCACUCCCUCCUACCCUCCCUCUUCCCCGUCGCCCUCCCACCAACAGCAGCAGCAGCAGAACCAGCAAGCUCAGAAUUCCCGCAUUAUGGGAGGAGGCAUGGGAGGAGGUAUGGGAGGAGGUAUGGGGGGAGGCAUGGGAGGAGGCAUGGGAGGAGGCAUGGGAGGAGGCAUGGGAGGAGGCAUGGGAGGAGGAAUGGGAGGAAUGGGAGGAGGUAUGGGAGGGAUGGCGCGAGAUGGAGGUGCCUUUGCAGGGGGGCAAUUCUUCCCCCAAGGGCCCUCUUCAGGGGGGCUGGGUGCUUUUGCUGGUGGCCCUGAUUUGGUAACCACAAUGCGCGACAUUCUAGGAGGCAACAAGAAGGCCACCAUUCUCAUGCCCCUGCCCAACGCCAUGGAUGCUGUGGUGGGCGGUGCAGUGACAGUCUGUAACGGGUACACUACAGACGAAACUACACUCUAUCAAAUCAUUGACGGAUAUAAAUCACACGCGGAUCUGCUAGCGGGUGCUCCUGGCACGCAG
Molecule: messenger RNA, 3600 nt
Organism: Closterium sp. Naga37s-1
Lineage: Eukaryota; Viridiplantae; Streptophyta; Zygnematophyceae; Desmidiales; Closteriaceae
Source: the annotation of a GenBank genome assembly